This is a messenger RNA of Closterium sp. Yama58-4, 3753 nucleotides long. The record is from the annotation of a GenBank genome assembly. NCBI's taxonomy places the organism in Eukaryota, Viridiplantae, Streptophyta, Zygnematophyceae, Desmidiales, Closteriaceae.
AUGGCUGGUCGAGUCGAGAACGUUGAACCGUCGGAUCUGGGACACUACUGCGGCGCGCAGAGGGAGGCCGCGCGACCGCAGCUGCUAUCUUCAGGCGCUUAUCAGGCCUCGUCGCCGCUCCCCUCGUUGCUGCGCUGCCACGUCAGUCACGCUUCCUCCGCCCUCCCCAUCCCGCCGCGGACCACGUCAGCAACGGGGGCGGCCAAUGAGGGCGAUCCACGUGGCGGCGGGCGCAAGAAACUGCUCCCGUGUCUCUCCGCCCCGCCCCUGUACAUAUCCUCCUUUUUCUAUAAGAACGUCGUAACGCCUCUGCGCUCCGCCCGCUCUCCCUCCGCCCACUCCCCCUCCGCCCACUCUCCCUCCGCCCGCUCUCCCGGUUCCCCGCCCUCCCCCGGACCUCCGACUUUCCGCCGCGCCUCCUCCGCCUGCUCUUCCGCUUCUUCCGCCAACCGCAAGCAGGGGAAUCCUUCCCGCCUGCCCCCUCUACUUCCCGCCUCCCCGCGACACCCUUCCGCCUCUUCCCCGCCGUCGUCCCCGUUCCUUCCCCGCUCCCCCUCCUUCCUCCCCAGAUCCUCGUCACUCUCCUCCGCUUCCUCCUUCCCCUCCUCUUCCUCCCUCUCCUCACCCUCCCUUUCCUCCCCCUCAUCUCUCCCCCCUUCCCCCGCGCUCACAUCCCCGCUCUCUACCCGUCCGCGGACGUCGUCCGGCAAGACUGCCGGUGGAACAACCAGCGCCGGCAAAGUGGAGGCGCGCGCCCUGCGCUCAGGAAUCCCGGCGGCUAGCCGGCGGUCGCGUCGGCAACCGGCUGACGACGAGGAGGAAUAUUUUUAUUUUCUGCCAGAUGUUGAGGACGAUUGGGAGGAGGAGGAGGCGGUGCAGAGGCACCGGCGGGAGGGGCAGCGGUGGCGGGGGGACAUCGGCGGAGAGGCGCAGGGGAAGCGCGCGGAUGCGGAGCGGGGGGAGCUGGGGGGAAGCCCCGGCAAGGCAGUUUCAGGGUGGCUUCCCCCCUCCCAGGCUCACGUGCGGAGGCAGGUGGCGCAGUGGAGUGUGAAGGCGUUGAUAGCGGUGAAAGACAACAUGGCGCUGUCUCUGCCGCCGGAGUCGCUCAUUCUAGUUGUCUCGUGCCUCGUGGGCGUGCUGACUGGCUCGUCCGUGGUGCUAUUUAAUGAUACGGUGCACAUCAUAAGAGACACUUUGUUCCAGAACGUGCCUCACGAGGAGGGCUCCGCGUGGCUGAGGGACCAACCGGUGGGUGACGUGUGGCACCUCUUCCUGGUGCCGCUGGCGGGCGGCAUUGCUGUUGGCAUUCUCAACUCGCUCAGGUCUGGGCUCAAGGAUACGGCUCCCACCCGCACGCAGCAGCAGCAGCGCCAGCAGCAGCGCCAGCAGCAGGAGGUGGAGGGAACAGAGCAGCAGAAAAAGCCCUUCAAGCAACCACCCUUCUCCCUGCCGUUCCUCACCCCGGACGACCUUGCCGAGCUUAACAGCAAGGCUCGGGCCGUGGCUCGGCCGGUCCUGAAAGCCUUGGCAGCCGCAGUCACGCUCGGCACGGGAAACAGCCUCGGUCCGGAAGGCCCGAGCGUGGAAAUCGGGUCUAGCAUCGGGAAGGCCACAGGGAGCAUCGUCAGAGGAAGCCGCGAACGCACAAUCGCACUCGUAGCAGCGGGGUCUGCUGCGGGUAUAGCAUCGGGGUUCAAUGCUGCUGUUGCCGGGUGUUUCUUUGCGUUAGAGUCCGUCCUCCGAUCCUCCACACAAGGCUCCCCUGCAAGCCUCACCACGGCUAUGAUCCUCCUGUCUUCUGUUCUCGCCGCGGUGGUGUCCCAGGCUGGUUUGGGCGCCGAUCCAUCCAUCCACGUCCCCUUAUACGAGCUCCGAUCGCCAGCGGAGCUCCCUCUCUAUCUCCUCCUGGGGCUUUGCUGUGGAGGGGUGUCGAUCUCGCUCACCCGCUCGGCGGCGUUCUUCUCGUCGGUGUUUGAUGGGUUGGAGGCAAACACGGCCGUGCCGCCCGUGCUGCUGCCGGCGAUCGGAGGGCUGGGGAUCGGAGUGAUCUCGCUGGUGUAUCCCGAGGUGCUCUACUGGGGGUUCCAGAACGUGAACGACCUCAUCACGUCACACCCCCUCGUGGCCUCCCCUGCGCCGGGGUUCCUGCUGCAGCUAGUGGUUGUAAAGGUCCUCGCCACGGCAUUCUGUCGCGGAUCGCGCCUCGUGGGCGGCUUCUACGCGCCCUCACUCUUUAUCGGGGCGGCGCUCGGGGCGGCGUACGGGCGGCUGGCGAGUGACGUGCUGGCGUUCAUUGACCCGGACCUAACCCUCACAUGGAUCCAAGUGGCCGCCCCCCAGGCUUAUGCUAUGGUGGGCAUGGCAGCGACGCUAGCAGGAGUGUGCCAAGUUCCCUUAACAUCCGUGCUGCUGCUAUUCGAGCUCACUCGCGAUUACCGCAUCAUCCUGCCGCUCAUGGCAGCAGCUUCGGCGUUCAUGCCGGAGCUAGAUCUAGCUGCGGAAGUGGCUGCCGAAGCUGCUGGGGUGGCCGCCGAAGCUGCAGCCACGGCUGCCGAGGCUGCUGUGGAAGCAGCAGCAGAAGCAGCCGAAGCUGAUAACGCUGGUCUUGCCACAACAGAUGGUGAUUCCGCCCUUCCUCCCGCUACUCCUCCUGCCAAUCCGCUCGUGCCAGCUGUCAUACUAGACGUGGCAGGUGGGGCGGGAGGAGGAGGGCUUUCUCCAGGUGGAUUAUCAGGUGGUUCAGCAGCAGCCAUUGCGGAGUCAAACGCGACUGUGAUUGAGCAGCUCUUAGAGGAGCUGCCAGUGGCAGUGGCGAUGAACACGUCCUUUGCAGCAGUGGGAGUAAGAGCCAUGGUGCGGGAUGCUGUGGCUUCCAUGGUCGCGCACAGGCAGUGGUGCUGCUUGGUGCUGCAGGAUGGGGGGUACCUGCAUGGGCUGCUGACGCUGGUGGAUGUUCAAGAGGAGGCGGAGAGGCAGCUUUCGGCUGGAGGUGCUGCUGCUGACGUGGAGGCUCUUCCUGUGAUUGCCAUCUGUCACCAGCAUCCUGAUUCCGAAGCGUUCCUACGCUUGCCUUCAGAAUCAAAUCUUUCGCCGGAUGCCAACGGCGACCCUUCGUCCUUGUCCUCAUCUGGCAUUGCCGCCCGGAGCCGGCCAUCCGAGGCCAUCGAGGUGACCUUCCCCGAUACCACGCUGCGGGCGGCGCGCGACCGAAUGACGGCUCGCGGGCUUCGGCAGCUUCCUGUUGUGCUGCGAGAGGAGAUGGUGGUGAGGAGGGAGAGGGUGGGGAGUGAUGCUUCUGGGAGUGGCAGCAGCAGCGGAAGUGAUAGUGAGGGGGGGAGUAGUGGUUACAGCAGCAGCAGCAGCCGUGGGAGUGGGAGUGAGAGUGAGCGUGGGAGUGGGAGUGAGAAUGAGAGGGAGUACCGAAGAGGAAGUGAAGGGGAGAAUGGAUGGAGGGGUGUGAGGGGAAGUGGAGGCGGGAGCAGUGGGAGUGAGAUUGAGGAGGGGAACACCGAUGGCGAGAGUGAUUCGGAUGGAGAUGACGUCAGCAACGACGAUGAUGACGUGGCACCUGUCGUGCGUCUUCGGGUGCUGGGGUUGGUGGAUCGAGACGACAUCUCGCUUGCCUGCAGGGCGGAAGCCACUCGUCGGCUGCUCUCAGCCCUCCCUCGGGAUUUCCGUUCCUCUGGUGGUGGCAGUGGGAGUGCGGGCAUGCAGCAGACACAGCUGGACAGCUCUCUCUUCCCUGCUGCUUGA